AUGGCUCCCCUUCCCUGGGAUCUUCCCGCAUGGGUCCCCUCUCGCUCCGCGUUUGCCUGCGCCUUGAUAGUAGCAUCAUCAUGUGUGACUUCCACCACACUCGGCUUCGAUGGUUCGAUGAUGAAUGCAUUGAACAUCCUGCCCUCUUACACUGAUUACUUUGACCUGACCACUACCACUCUUGCUCUGAACACGGCUUCGGUCUGGAUGGGAAGCACUCUAGCCGGUAUCUUCUUCGCAAAGGUACCGGACCUGAUCGGUCGUAAAUGGGCGCUGCUUGUCGGCGCCAUAAUCACGGUGAUCGGAGUUGUGCUUCAGGCAGCGGCUCAGGACAUUGGCAUGUUUGUUGCCUCUCGAAUCAUUAUCGGUUUCGGAACGGGAGGCUCAACUGUUGCCGGACCAGUCUACCUUGCUGAGACACUCCCCGUUCACUACCGCUCCUGGGGCUUAGGUCUAUUUUAUGACUUCUGGUACGUUGGUGGUCUCAUCGCUGCCGGUGUCACCUACGGAACAGCCAAAAUGGAGUCUACCUGGGCAUGGCGCCUACCAUCUGCCCUGCAGGGCCUGUUCAGCGUGAUGUGCAUCGCGUUACUGCCCUUUACGCCCGAGAGUCCUCGAUGGUUGAUCUCCCAGGGCCGGGACGCAGAGGCUCUACACGUACUGGCACAGACGCAUUCAGAUGGCAACAUCGAUGAUGCAAGCGUCCAGGAACAAUUCAGCCAAAUGGCGGAUGCGCUGAACUUUGAACGAACUCAUGAAGCGCCACGAUUCGUGAAAAAAUUCAUGAGCAGCGCCUCAACCCGAAAGCGAAUCUUUCUUGCCAGCUCGGUCGCUGUCUUUUGCAUGUUGUCUGGAAAUAAUAUCAUUUCGUAUUAUUUCGGAUCAAUGCUUACUCAAGCCGGUGUCACCAACACAACCACGCAGCUAGAGAUCAACAUUAUAUUGAAUGCUUGGUGCUUGGUCAUCUCAAUCAUCGGUACUUCGAUGGCCAACAAACUCGGUCGCAAGAAGCUCGCUGCCUUUUCUACUGCCCUUUUGACUAUCUUCAUCUUCCUUAUCGGUGCCCUCACAAAGGUCUACGGGGACUCAGACAACAAAUCAGGAAUCUAUGCCACAGUAGCUAUGAUCUUCCUUUUCCAAGGCUCGUAUAGUUUUGGCUGGACACCCCUCACCGUCCUUUAUCCGCCAGAAGUUCUCAACUACUCUAUCCGAAGUGUGGGAAUGGGAAUUUACACAUUCCUUGUUAAUGGUGUGGGUCUGAUGGUUACUUUCGCUUUCCCUUUCGCUCUGGAGAAGAUCGGAUGGAAGACUUACAUGAUCAAUGGCGCCUGGGAUGUUUUGGAGCUGCUUUUUGUGAUUCUCUACUGGGUUGAAACUAAUGGGCGAACGCUGGAGGAUAUCGAUAAUAAUCUGGAACCCGAUAGCUUCCCGGUUGUUCAGGAGAUUGAGCCGGUAAUAGGCUAG
Molecule: messenger RNA, 1464 nt
Organism: Ilyonectria robusta
Lineage: Eukaryota; Fungi; Ascomycota; Sordariomycetes; Hypocreales; Nectriaceae
Product: MFS sugar transporter-like protein
Exons: 5
Coding region: 1-1464 (487 amino acids)
Biological process (GO): carbohydrate transport; transmembrane transport
Cellular component (GO): membrane
Molecular function (GO): carbohydrate:proton symporter activity
Source: RefSeq, a predicted model, not a curated record